AUGGGGCGUCUGGAGACCUCAGACAAGGAGUCUGUGCACUUGGUGGAGAAUGAGAUCCAGGCAAGAAUAGACAACAUAUUCAGCAACCUGGAACGCCUGGAGAUCCUGUCCAGCAAAGAACCUCCCAACAAGCGGCAGAAUGCCAAACUGCGAGUUGACCAGCUGAAGUAUGAUGUGCAGCACUUGCAGACAGCCCUGAGGAACUUCCAGCACCGGCGAUACCUGCGGGAGCAGCAGGAGAGACAGCGCGAGGAGCUGCUGGCACGCACUUUCACCACCAAUGACUCUGACACCUCCAUCCCAAUGGACGAGACCUUGCAGUAUAACGAGUCCCUGCAGAACGCCCAUCGUGGCAUGGAUGAGCUUAUUGGCAGUGGCACCACCAUCCUGCAGGGCCUGAGGGACCAGAGAAUGACAUUGAAGGGCACUCAGAAGAAAAUCUUGGAUGUGGCCAACAUGCUGGGCCUGUCCAACACAGUGAUGAGGCUGAUCGAGAAAAGAGCCUUCCAGGACAAGUACCUGAUGCUGGGGGGAAUGGCCCUCACCUGUGUCAUCAUGUUCCUCGUGGUGCAGUACCUGACAUGA
This is a messenger RNA of Acanthisitta chloris (rifleman), 585 nucleotides long. RefSeq names its product golgi SNAP receptor complex member 2 (gene GOSR2). The transcript has 5 exons. Lineage: Eukaryota; Metazoa; Chordata; Aves; Passeriformes; Acanthisittidae. Gene Ontology annotation, cellular component: endoplasmic reticulum membrane; ER to Golgi transport vesicle membrane; SNARE complex. Gene Ontology annotation, biological process: vesicle fusion; intra-Golgi vesicle-mediated transport. Gene Ontology annotation, molecular function: SNARE binding; SNAP receptor activity. Bases 1 to 585 code for a protein of 194 amino acids. The record is from RefSeq and is a predicted model, not a curated record.